Molecule: messenger RNA, 3607 nt
Organism: Drosophila kikkawai
Lineage: Eukaryota; Metazoa; Arthropoda; Insecta; Diptera; Drosophilidae
Gene: neb
Product: kinesin family member nebbish
Biological process (GO): microtubule-based movement
Molecular function (GO): microtubule motor activity; microtubule binding; ATP binding
Source: RefSeq, a predicted model, not a curated record
CAACCCUAUACAGUUAUCGGCCAAAGCACAUCACUACCAACGAAAAUUUAUCAACAAACGACGCCGCGCAAUAAUUCGAACUAUUCAAGAAGUUAUUUGACAUAAAAUUGCUACAAAACACCGUGGAUUUAUUACAAAGAUGAACAACAAAAGCACGCCCGUGCGCCAGCGCAUCCAACAGUUCCAGACACGUGGGGGCCAGAAGUCCACGCCGUCAUCAGACGCCAGUGCAUUGCGGAGAAAGGUGCUGACGCGGACGCCCAGGCAAAGCGGCGAGGACCGCCAGGAUCAGCAGUUGCUGAACACGGCCUUCAGUGGCACCACCCCGCAGCCACAGCUCAAGCCAAAGUCCACCGCCCUCAAUGCAUGCUACACUCCGUCAUCGCUCUACAGGAAUUCCCAUACACCCGGUCGAACGAGGACGCCGGGCGGAAUGUCCAGCGGCAGUAAGCAAAAGGACAAGGACCUCAUGGUCGAGUCCUUCCACAGCGUCUCCGAGGAAAGCAAUAUGAUAGUGGCGGUGCGCGUGCGCCCAUUGAACGCCCUGGAGUGCACGCGUGGUCAGGUUACCAACGUGGUUCAGGUGCACGGCGACAGCAAUGAGCUGACCGUACAGGCGGGCUGCAGUGCUGACGCCUCGGCGGGUGUAACGCACUUCUUCAGCUACGACCAGGUGUAUUACUCGUGCGAUCCGGAGCGCAAGAACUACGCCGGUCAGGCGAAGGUCUUUGAAGGCACUGCCAGGCCGCUCAUCGAUACCGCCUUCGAUGGCUACAAUGCUUGCCUCUUUGCCUACGGCCAGACGGGAUCGGGCAAGUCCUACAGCAUGAUGGGCAUAGAGGCUUUGGACGAUGCAGCCCUUGACGGCGGGCCGCCUCAUGACGAGGCCGGGAUCAUACCGCGCUUCUGCCACGAGCUGUUCCGUCGGAUAGAAGAGGUCAAGGCGCAUCAGCAGCUGCAAGUGGAGGUGGAAGUCAGCUACUUUGAGAUCUACAACGAGAAGAUCCAUGACCUGCUGAGUGUCCAGCAUGCCACAACGGCAGCCGGUGACUCCACGCCUGUACAGCAGCAGCGACCGGCUCUGAAGGUGCGAGAGCACCCUAUAUUUGGACCCUACGUUGUGGAUUUAAGCGCCCAUUCGGUGGACUCAUAUUCGGCGCUCCGCAACUGGUUGGCCGUGGGCAACUCACAGCGGGCCACCGCCUCCACGGCCAUGAACGACAAGAGCUCCCGCUCGCAUUCCAUCUUCAACAUUGUCCUGAAUCUGACUAACUUGAGUAGCGGCGACGAAGGUUUGUCCUCCUCGGACACGGAUUCGGGCACUGUCAAUUCUUUGCGACAGACACGACGCAGCAAGAUCAGUCUAGUGGACCUGGCAGGCAGCGAGCGCAUCAGCGUUUCGGGCUCCAACGGUGAACGAAUACGCGAAGGAGUCAGCAUUAACAAGAGCCUGCUUACCCUGGGAAAAGUAAUUGCAGCCUUGGCAGAUUCCCGCAAGGCGGUCGGAAAUAGUCAAAUGGGAAACGGUACACCGACCACGUUUGUUCCAUACCGUGAGAGCGUCCUAACCUGGCUUCUGAGGGAAAACCUUGGUGGAAACUCAAAAACUGUCAUGUUGGCUACCAUCUCACCAGCUAGCCUGCACGCGGACGAAACUCUGGCCACUUUGCGUUACGCCUGUAAGGCCCGCUCCAUCGUUAAUCGGGUAAAGGUGAACGAAUCUCCCCAUGACAAGAUAAUACGGGACCUGCGCGCCGAAGUAGAUCGUCUGAAGUCGCUCCGGAACGAGUAUGAGAGGCAACGGCGUCUGUCCGGGAAUAACAACAAUAAUCCGGUGCCAAGAAAGAUCAUCAUCGAGACUUCGGUUGAUGACACUGAGGUGGAGGCGCUUCGACAGCAGCUGGCUGAAAGGGAACGGGAGCUUAGUCGUGCACAGAAAUCCUGGAUGGAGAAGCUCAAAGAGGCCGAGGAUCAGCGUAAGUCGGAGCUGCGACUACUGAAGCGUCGCGGCUUGGCCCUGGAAUUGACUGCCGAUCAGAAGCAGGCCUGCCUGGUCAAUCUCACAGCGGAUCCUAUUCUAAGCGGCACCUUAUUCUACUUACUACCCCAAGGACUAGUGCGCAUCGGACGCGGUCGCCUACCCGGUAAUUCCAGUACCCAGCCGGAUAUCGUGCUGGAUGGCCCCCUGGUUGCCUUGCAACACUGCAAUAUAGAACACGAUCGAUCCGGAAAACUAUUUGUCACACCGGGAAGCGAGGACUUUGAGACAUAUGUUAAUGGAGAGCUCUUGCAGAAUCGCCGUCAGCUGUUCCAUGGCGAUCGCUUGGUUAUUGGUGGUUCCCAUUAUUUCCGCAUCUCCAAUCCCUUUUGCCCACAGAGAGGCAAGACCGAGCAGCCGGUGGACUUCCAGCUGGCCCACCAGGAGAUUCUGCAGAAACAAGAGCAACAAUUGCGCUCAGAACUUGAAGCUGAAAAGCGAGCGGCCUUAACGCGCAUCGAACAGGAGCGUGCCCAACAUGCCAGGGACUUUGAGGAGCGGCUGCAGUGCCUCGAACUGGAACAGUUCAAGUACAAAUGUAACAGCGAGAUAUUGGAAACAGAGCGCCAGGCACUGGCUCAGCAGCAUCAGCACACCGCGCUCAAUGAGGAGCAGGCAGCAUCGACUCCGGCGCAGAAAUCGACGCUACUGGAGGAUAUACAACGCAUCAUGCUGAAUCCGUCGGAAGAGAGCCUGCAUAAAACCCAGCUAAUGGUCAAGGAGGCCACACAACGGUGCCGUCAACUGGGCGUUCAGCUCGAGUUUCGCCAAACCCAAACACCAGAUGAGUUUGGACUGUUGCGAACCGUGAUCCUGAUCCUGGACAAGCAGCGGGGCCUCAAGGCCGAGUGGCCGACGGCCCGUUUGGGCGUGUGGCUUGACAUGGUCCGGGACAGUGCGGCGGAGCUGCCGGAUAAACAAAAUGCUCGCAACAUUUUCCAGAGUGUAGAGGUUGAUUGGGAACCCCUAGAUGCGGAUCUCAAUGAGACCCUGAGUGAGACGCACAAUUCUAGUCGAAUAGCUCUAAACCUAAGUGCCAUGAAGGAUGUCCUGCUUAACAAGCCCCUAAAGAGGCUGCUACUGAACGUGUCGGGAAGCAGCAACCAUAGCCCAAGACAGACAUCUACGCCAUCUGGCAAAACCACGCCCAUUAGUCCCUCACCUGGCAGCAAACUGGUGCAGUACACCAAGCGUCUGCUUACCUACGACCCAGAGGAGACGCCCAUCGGCCACAGUAGCAACUUCGCCGCCGUCGUCAAUCAGGAGCUGCUGAUGAUACAGCGCUGCUCACAGCGUCUGCAUAGGCAAUGUGAGAGCGCUCUGCUCGAACGGGAGAAUCAACAGGAUAGCGGGGUCCUAGCGGUCAGUGUUCAGGAGGCACUGGGCCGACUGGACAGCGUACUCAAUGGAAUACGCAGCUCACUUGCCCAGGCAGAGGCUGCUGCUGCGGCUGCAGCAGGUGGUGCCAUGUCACCGACGAAGGCACAGAAGGCGGUGCGUUUUCUUAUCGAUUGAUGGCGAUUAGUUUUCCCACCUUGGACUACAUUUCAAGCUGCUGCAAUGUGCUUU